AUGAGCUCCUCACCAUCUGCACAAUUCCCUGUAUGGGAGCUCCCCGAAGUGAUUCUGUAUCACAUUGUAGGCUAUGUGGCACCACCAACGCACCGUGCUGGAAUCUUGUGUCAUAGAGUGGCUCCCUUGUGCAAGGCCGCACACCGAGUAGUCUUUGAAGAAGCACGCAGCGUGGCGUUGUGGGAUGCCGUCCUGGCGGGGGAUUAUCAAGUUGAUACGGCGCAAUCAGACAAGCGCAAGGGGACACGUUCCUGCAAGCGCUUGAAACGAAGUCCAUGUCAAAAGGUCCGGGAUGCCCAUCGACACGUCAUUGACAAUACCGAAUUUGCCUACUAUUAUCUCUCCGAACUGGCACACAAGAGUGGAAAAGCAGCACUCACAUCACCAAAACUACGGGGAAUUCUCGACGAAUAUGGUCCUCAGUUACGCAUCAAUCAUCGUGUGUCCUCGGGAGGAGCCUUUCUGGUGGAAGUUUGUCGAGCACGCCAUGUCAAAGAGGCUGUGAUUCUCAAAUCCCUCCAAGAGUUGGUCGAACAUCGGGGCGCCAACGUCAACACGAAUACAUUUGAGGCCCAAAACAGCAACUUGACCGGACUAUGUGUGGCCGCGGUCCGGGGAAUGCCCACGGUCGUCAAGUAUCUGCUGGGAAAGGGGGCAUCCACCACCGCCAACAACGCAGGGAGAUUCCGAUUGGUAACCAACUCCAGGAAAUCAUUGCGGUGUGCCAAUGUUACGGCUCUGGGGUUUGCACAAGCCAUGCGUCAGGCAGAAAUUGACAAUGGUGCCUGUGAGGGAGAAUUGAAAAAUCUCAACAAGUGCAUUGAACUCUUGACAGAGCAACAACAAACACAACAACAACAAGCCGAAGUGGCAACUUGAAGAACGGGAACUUUUUUUGCUGCAGUAGGGCGGACAAGGUUGGUGUUUCGGCGAGAGAUUUCUGCGAGGGCUCCACCCAAAUGCUCCUUAUGAAUACGGGCUGCUAUUAGUAUUUGAUAGUCACUCUGGUAGUGAAAACACCAAAUUGUUUUUACAUAUUAUAUCAAUCAAAACUAUACUCUGAGUAGGUCAUUUGGCUAUUCAAGCUACCCAUGUUUAUGUUUGCAACAUGUGUUGGUCGAAUCUUGACAGCAAUGCUGCAAGUGCCAUUGUGCAUGGGUAGCCACUUUGAUGGACAUAAUUGAGGCAUUCCAAAUUGCCAUAACAUACAGCAUAAAUGCAAGAAUUUGAUUCCAUAGAUAAACGAUUUCCAAAAGACACGUUC
This is a messenger RNA of Seminavis robusta, 1264 nucleotides long. Lineage: Eukaryota; Bacillariophyta; Bacillariophyceae; Naviculales; Naviculaceae. The record is from the annotation of a GenBank genome assembly.